Erigeron canadensis is the source of this 511-nucleotide messenger RNA. RefSeq names its product transmembrane protein 258. Gene Ontology annotation, cellular component: membrane-bounded organelle. The record is from RefSeq and is a predicted model, not a curated record. Gene Ontology annotation, biological process: protein N-linked glycosylation. NCBI's taxonomy places the organism in Eukaryota, Viridiplantae, Streptophyta, Magnoliopsida, Asterales, Asteraceae. Bases 110 to 349 code for a protein of 79 amino acids. The transcript is spliced from 4 exons.
AAUUUCUCUUACUAGGCAAUUUUCUUCUUGUUAGUUGAGCUCCAGAUAAUAGCAAACAAGAUCUAAACUUGGUGCGUGAGUGUGUCAAAACCGCCCAAACAAUCUUAAAAUGGCACAAUCAGCAGCAAAAGCGAUCUCAAGCCCGGUCCCGAUCGUUUGGUAUCCAUCGUUGGCUGUGCUCAUGCUCGCCGUUGGUCUCGUCAUCACCGCUUCUUUCUUCAUAUAUGAAGCAACUUCCUCCAGGAAAAGCCGCAGUCUUGCCAAAGAACUCGUAACAGGAGCUGUGGCUUCUGUCUUUUUGGGUUUUGGAACCUUAUUCUUGCUCCUUGCUUCAGGUGUUUAUAUUUAACUGUUUAGUAUGAUCUGAGUUUGGAUUUUUGUAUUACAAACAUAGUUAUUUGGGAUCUCCAGUUGUUUCCUUCUAAAUUACAACUUUUAGAACUACAUCAUAUGUUUUCUACUGAGUUGCCUGACUCAUCUAUUGGCACUAUAUCGAUAUGAACAUUUAGCA